AUGCACGUGAUGAUGCUACUCGCCAAGUUGGCCGUGGAACAUGCCGAAGUGUUGGUUCGGGAAUCCGCUGGGGCGUUGAUUGCCAAGACCAUGGCGCUGCAUCCGACCGAAGACCGGUUGCAGCAAUACAUGACGCCGUUGCUCCAGACGUUGCGAGCCACUGCCGUGCCCACAGGCCGAGUUGCUGGCAAACCGGCGGGGUUUGAAAUUGCGUUCUUCAACAACGAGUACGCCGCGUCAAAUCGGCCGGCCACGACGACGCUGUGGACUCCCGUGACAGGGGAAGGCAGUUGCCACAAGCAUCGCGCGAGUCCACUAGAGCCGUUUCAAUUGGUGAGUGCGAAAUCGCAGGCGCUGGCCGAGCGCAGUCGGACGCCAGAACUGUCCCAUUCGAAACUUCGACGCGUUCUCUCCAGUCCCAAAGUGCCCACGCUGACGGCCCACAACACGACGUUGCUGACCAACGCCUCGUCUGGAACACAGCAACAUACGAUGGAAAAUGAAGAGAAUGAACUCGUUGCUGCUACGCCGUUGUUGCUUCGACCGGAGACUUGCCCGACGUUUGAUCAGCUCACGUUUGACCUGGCCUCUACCGGCGCGACCCCCAAGCCAUGGUCGAGCCUGUCCAGUUUGCGUACGUCGCAAGCCAGCGACGUCGGUGAAACGGCUGGUCCCGAUGCUGGUGACGACCCCGACAUUGGGGGCGUAUCGUCGUCCCCGCUGUUUGUCGAGCCUCUGGACACGGCCAAGCGCGUGGAUGCCUUGCAUGGCCGCAUGAUGUCGACCAGGGGGCCUUGUAGGCCUAGUAUUACUACUAGUAGUACUAGACCCCUCUAUCCCAACCCCAUCGAGCCAACGACCCCGCCUCAACCGUCUUUGUCCAGCCCCAACAACAACAACCAUACGAUUGGCGAAACCAAACCCAAAGAUUUCAUCACCAAAGCCAAAGUCAACCCAGAGUCCCUCCGCGACCACCGAGCUGCCAAGUGCUUGCAGCGGUACUUUCGACGCAUUCUCAAAACGUCU
Molecule: messenger RNA, 1026 nt
Organism: Aphanomyces astaci
Lineage: Eukaryota; Oomycota; Saprolegniomycetes; Saprolegniales; Verrucalvaceae
Exons: 5
Source: RefSeq, a predicted model, not a curated record